GUACGGUGUACGAAGGAUACGACAUGACCUGCUACCGUGCAAGGGUGGCCCACAGUUACCGCUGACAACUACUGCAGUCGUGUAGGAAUAAGUAACGUGGUAUAGUAGGCUGGCCUGAGAGUAUGCGUGUGGUCGUGCGGCUUACGGCCCCGACAUACGGACGAAAUCACCAGCGGACAGGCCGUUCCGGAAGCUACGCGCAGUAUAUGAAGUAGCUGGUAACGCUGUUGUUUGUAGUACACAAGAACAUCCGAACCCCACCAUGACGGUCGUCUUCGAAGCCGUACCUGCACCAUCCCAGGCGCGUCUCGAUGCCUCGCUGAACGACGCGCCCCUGGACACAGAGAAGCUCGUGUCGCAACAAUCGACAGCAACGCAAGAGAAGGCCAAAACAGUGCUGUACCUGGCAUAUGGCUCGAAUCUGUGCAACGAAACCUUCCGAGGCGUGCGCGGCAUCCGUCCGCUUUCACAAGUCAAUGUCCUUGUUCCCUCGCUGAGGUUGACCUUUGACCUGCCCGGUAUCCCAUACAAAGAGCCCUGUUUUGCCAACACAGCGCUGCGGGAGCCGGACGCGCAGGACUACCACAAGGACCGAUGGCACAAGGGCUUGGUGGGCGUCGUGUAUGAGGUGACGCUCUCUGAUUACGCGCACAUCAUCGCCACAGAGGGCGGAGGGAGUGCCUACAACGAUAUCCUAGUUGACUGCCAUGUGCUGCCACCCUCUGACACGGUCCCCUCUACACCCGAUUCGAAGCCGUUCAAGGCCCACACACUCUUCGCGCCCAUUAUAGACCGAGAAACCAAGCAACGAACCACCGACCGUGUAACGCGGCCCGACCCUAGCUAUGCGCAGCCUUCGGCACGAUACCUCAAGCUCAUAACCGAUGGCGCCGCCGAAUGCAAACUUCCCGACGAGUAUCAAGAAUACCUAAACAAUAUACGCACAUACACAAUCACAACCAAGAAGCAGGAAAUGGGAAAGGCUAUUUUCCUGGCCAUCUGGAUGCCGUUCGUCAUGUUUAUCUUCACAAUGGGGAGGAAGCUGCAAGACAAGAAGGGGCGGUCACCUUGGUGGCUGGCAAAGCUCAGUGCCAUGAUCUUUGCGGAACAACCUCUUCAACGAGAGAAGAUGCGGAAAAGGAAGGCUUGUUGGAAGAGUUCGGGAAGACUAUAUACGAGCCGCGGUCAACAAAAGCCUGAACACUAAUAAAAUCCUACCGCCUAUGUGGGCAUUUAUAUACGUUCAACGAUGAAAUUGAGCGAUAAGCAUCCUCGUGUGAAGUUGGCGCGCUUACAAAACGUGUUCGACAGGAGCGAACACAUUUUGCAAGCCCAAUCUGGGAUCCACCCUUUAGUUGGAGCAUCUCCAU
Molecule: messenger RNA, 1370 nt
Organism: Alternaria alternata
Lineage: Eukaryota; Fungi; Ascomycota; Dothideomycetes; Pleosporales; Pleosporaceae
Exons: 3
Coding region: 263-1207 (314 amino acids)
Molecular function (GO): gamma-glutamylcyclotransferase activity
Source: RefSeq, a predicted model, not a curated record